CUCCAUAAAUAAAAUGUUCAGAGAAAUUCCAACUGUAAAUCGCCUUCUACAGAAAAAAUGGAAUGAUAAAGACCAACAGAUCCAUCUCCAAAAGCUGAAGAAUGCUAAAUCUACCUUCAACAUAAAGAAGAGGAGAAGCUCUAGUAGGAGAAUCUCCAAGAGUACAAGCAAGAAGGAUAAAAUACAGGAAGACAGAUUCAAACAAAUAGAAAGAGAUAAUAAAAUACUACUACAGAAAAUGAGAAGGAUCAUGAAAAAUCAUAGUGGAGUCAACCUCCCCUUCGAGAAGGGAAGUCUCAAUAAAGGAAUGAGGAAAUAAACAACUUGCUGAUAUCACCCUGGCUAAUUAUCAACUCCUUCAAAGGUUACAGGACAAGAAGAGCAAUUAUAAUGUACUUAAGUGGGAGAAAGAUCGGAUUGAUAACAAGAAGUUAGCACAAAGAAUAGGAAUAUUUAGUUCAACUAUGGUAGACCCAGCUCAUUCUAAGUCAAAACAAGCACUUCCAACUCUUAAGAACCCUAGAGAGUCUACCACAAGGAUGACUAAGAAGAGAAUGAAGAAGAAUUAUCAAACAGAGCUACAGCCACUUGAGUUCCCAUCCUCUUUUCCAAAGAGAGCCAAGACAACAACUAGGAAGAGGAAGAGAACUAUAGCUACUCCUGAGGAGGAUGGUGAUAAAGCCAAAGACCUAGACCUCGCCAAGGUAUGUAGCAUCCCCGAGGAAAGAGAAGUCAUCUUCCAAGCUAGCAAAAAUGAUGGAAAAUAAAUACGAAGUUGAAAUUUCUCAGACUGAAGACAAAAUGUUCAUCGCUGCAGCCAAUAAAGUCAAGCACUCAGAACAUUAUUUGAUCGAACUUGAAAAGGAGAAAGGAGAAGAGAUCCUAAAAGAGUUUAACAACAACUUUCAGGUUAUUUUAGAUAACUUGAAAGUUAUCAGCAGAAGACUUGUGCUAUUAAACCCUAAUAUAAAUGAUCCAAAAAGAGCAAAUACUACAAGGAAUAGGACAAGAAAGAAAAACUUUAGGAAACUAAACAAAAGAGGUAAUGCUUCUCAGCCAUCAUUACGCCCUGGGACAGUGAAUUCUCCAUCAGGAGAUCUGAUGGGAGUAAUGCCUGAAACGGCAAGACCUGUAAGUCCAACCCAAAAUACAAAUGAUUUACAAGCGUAAUUCAAUAUUAUUUAAUGGA
This is a messenger RNA of Moneuplotes crassus, 1189 nucleotides long. The record is from the annotation of a GenBank genome assembly. Lineage: Eukaryota; Ciliophora; Spirotrichea; Euplotida; Euplotidae.